UGACACAAAGCGUCACUGGCACUGGCAGGAGGAGGUUGGCGCCCUCAGUUUGAGAUUCAAAUGCCAGUUGUCCUUAUAGUUUAAUAAUCUGCUAUAACAUCUCAGUAAUACAGAUAAUUUAUCUGUUUCGAAGCUGAAAACACAACAACUGCUGUCAGAGGAUGCACGUCAUUAAGCGAGAUGGACGUGAGGAGGCGAUAACUUUUGAUAAAAUCACUUCUCGCAUUCAGAAGCUUUGCUAUGGGCUCAACUCUGAAUUUGUGGACCCUGCUCAGAUUACGAUGAAGGUGGUCCAGGGUCUGUACAGUGGAGUCACCACUGUGGAGCUGGACACUCUGGCAGCUGAGAUGGCCGCCACCCUCACCACCAAACACCCUGACUACGCACUGCUGGCUGCACGCAUUGUAGUGUCCAGCCUGCACAAAGAGACCAAGAAAGUGUUCAGUGAUGUGAUGGAGGACCUGUACAACUACGUGAACCCGUUAAAUAAACGCCACUCUCCUAUGAUCUCCAAGGAGACGCUCGACCUUGUACUUGAAAAUAAGGGAGUAAGUCACAUGUAUUUGUUGAGGAUUAACGGCAAAGUUGCUGAGAGGCCCCAGCACAUGCUAAUGAGAGUGGCUGUCGGGAUUCAUAAAGGAGACGUGGAUGCAGCUAUUGAAACCUACAACCUGCUGUCAGAGAAGUGGUUCACGCAUGUCCCGACUCUCUUUAAUGCCGGCACCACCCGGCCACAGCUGUCCAGUUGUUUCUUGCUGACCAUGAAGGAUGACAGCAUUGAAGGUAUUUACGACACUCUGAAGCAGUGUGCCCUCAUCUCCAAAUCAGCUGGAGGCAUUGGACUGGCAGUGAGCUGCAUCAGAGCCACAGGCAGCUAUAUCGCUGGGACUAAUGGCAAUUCCAAUGGGCUGGUUCCGAUGCUUCGGGUCUACAACAACACAGCACGUUAUGUAGACCAGGGAGGCAACAAGAGACCCGGGGCCUUCGCUGUGUACCUGGAGCCGUGGCAUUUCGAUGUGUUCGACUUCUUAGAGAUGAAGAAGAACACGGGCAAAGAGGAGCAGAGGGCCAGAGACUUGUUCUUCGCCAUGUGGAUCCCAGACCUGUUCAUGAAGCGAGUGGAAGCCAAUCAGGACUGGUCUCUGAUGUGUCCCGGUGAAUCCCCCGGGCUAGAGGAGUGCUGGGGAGAGGAGUUUGAGGAGCUUUACACUCGCUAUGAGAAGGAGGGCCGGGCUAAGCGUGUGGUGAAGGCUCAACAGGUUUGGCACGCCAUCAUCGAGUCUCAGACAGAAACCGGGACACCAUACAUGCUCUACAAGGACGCCUGCAACCGGAAGAGCAACCAGCAGAAUCUGGGCACCAUCAAAUCCAGCAACCUGUGCACGGAGAUCCUGGAGUAGACGAGCAAAGAUGAGGUUGCAGUGUGUAACCUGGCAUCUAUUGCCCUCAACAUGUACGUGACCCCAGAAAAGAGCUUUGACUUCAAAAAGCUUUCUUCUGUCACCAAAGUCAUUGUGAAGAACCUGAACAAGAUUAUUGACAUCAACUACUACCCAGUGAUUGAGGCGGAGAGGUCUAACAAGCGCCACAGACCAAUUGGAAUCGGUGUGCAGGGUCUGGCUGAUGCCUUCAUCCUGAUGCGUUAUCCCUUUGAAAGCCCCGAGGCCCAGCUGCUCAACAUCCACAUCUUUGAGACCAUCUACCACGCCGCCCUGGAGGCCAGCUGUGAGCUGGCAGCGGAGCUCGGCCCCUAUGAAACCUACGCCGGAUCUCCUGUCAGCAAGGGGAUCCUUCAGUAUGACAUGUGGGAUAAAACACCAACAGAUCUCUGUGACUGGGGAGCAUUGAAGGCCAACAUUGCCAAGCACGGGGUGAGGAACAGUCUGCUCAUGGCUCCCAUGCCCACAGCCUCCACCGCCCAGAUCCUCAGCAACAACGAGUCUAUUGAGGCGUACACCAGCAACAUCUACACCCGCAGGGUUCUCUCCGGAGAGUUCCAGAUUGUGAACCCUCACCUGCUGAAGGACCUCACAGAGAGAGGACUGUGGAGCGACGAGAUGAAGAACCAGCUGAUUGGUCAGAACGGUUCCAUCCAGGGUAUUGAAGAGAUCCCUGCUGAUCUGAAGCAGCUGUAUAAAACUGUGUGGGAAAUCUCCCAGAAGACAGUCAUCAAGAUGGCAGCAGAUCGUGGGGCUUACAUCGAUCAGAGCCAGUCGCUAAACAUCCAUAUCGCCGAGCCAAACUACGGCAAACUGACCAGCAUGCGCUUCUACGGAUGGCAGUUGGGUCUGAAAACCGGCAUGUACUACCUGCGGACGAAGCCUGCCGCCAACCCCAUCCAGUUCACCCUGAACAAGGAGAAGCUGAGGGAGGCCCAGGCGAGCGAGGAAGAGGAGGUCAAAGAGAAAAACAUGGCUGCCAUGGUGUGCUCCUUAGAGAACAAAGAUGACUGUCUGAUGUGUGGCUCCUGAAAACACACUUCCCCUUAUCCACUGUUAAA
Molecule: messenger RNA, 2500 nt
Organism: Gymnodraco acuticeps
Lineage: Eukaryota; Metazoa; Chordata; Actinopteri; Perciformes; Bathydraconidae
Product: ribonucleoside-diphosphate reductase large subunit-like
Biological process (GO): deoxyribonucleotide biosynthetic process; DNA replication
Cellular component (GO): ribonucleoside-diphosphate reductase complex
Molecular function (GO): ATP binding; ribonucleoside-diphosphate reductase activity, thioredoxin disulfide as acceptor
Source: RefSeq, a predicted model, not a curated record